Rotaria sp. Silwood2 is the source of this 1191-nucleotide messenger RNA. The record is from the annotation of a GenBank genome assembly. NCBI's taxonomy places the organism in Eukaryota, Metazoa, Rotifera, Eurotatoria, Philodinida, Philodinidae.
AUGAAUCAAGUACUUAUUACAUUGCUUAUUUUUUCAUGUUGUUGUUCGAUAAUAUUGGUCAACUGUACAAGACCAGCUGAAUGUGAAUUAUCAUAUGAUACAGGUCCAUGUCGUGGAAUGUUUCAUUUAUUUUAUUUUAAUCCAGCAUCGGAGCGAUGUGAGCAAUUUGUUUAUGGUGGUUGUGGAGAAUAUUAUUUAUUUUUUAUCGAUAAUUGCUCGGGUUUGAACGUAUUAUUAUUAAACAAUUAUAGAAAUAUUUUAAUUCGUUUUUUUUUUCUUGUCAUUUUUCAUUUCGAUAAUGAUUCUUUAUUUCUAAAUAUUGUAAUCAUGCCCGAAGAACCAAUUCCAUUAUAUACAAUUAAAGAUGUUUGGGCACACAAUGUUGAAGAAGAAUUUCGUUCUAUACGAAAACUUAUUCUCAAAUAUCCUUAUGUUGCUAUGGAUACGGAAUUUCCGGGUAUUGUUGUUCGACCAUUAGGAGAAUUUAAAACAACAGCAGAAUAUCAAUAUCAAUGUUUAAAAUUAAAUGUUGAUUUUUUAAAAAUUAUUCAAUUAGGCUUAACAUUUAUGGAUAGUCAAGGACGAAGUCCACCAGGUGUUUGUUCAUAUCAGUUUAAUUUCAAUUUUAAUUUGGCAAUGGAUAUGUAUGCACAAGAUUCUAUAGAACUUUUACAAAAAUCUGGUAUACAAUUUAAAAAACAUGAAGAUGAAGGUAUUGAUCCACAUUUAUUUGCUGAAUUAUUAACAACAUCAGGUGUUGUAUUUAUGGAAAACGUAACAUGGCUUUCAUUUCAUGCUGGUUAUGAUUUUGGUUAUUUAUUAAAAAUGCUUACAGGAAAAUUAUUACCUGAUACAGAAAAUGAUUUUUUUGAAUUAUUAAAAAUAUUUUUUCCAACUAUUUAUGAUGUCAAAUAUUUAAUGAAGAGUUGUAAAAGUCUUAAAGGUGGUCUUGAAGAAGUAGCUAAACAACUUGAAAUUGAACGUAUUGGUCCCCAACAUCAAGCUGGUAGUGAUAGUCUUAUGACCGGAUUAUCAUUUUUUAAAAUGAAAGAAUUAUUUUUUGAAGAUUCAAUUGAUGAAGGAAAAUAUUCAGGACAUUUAUAUGGUCUUGGAAAUUCGGCAUUUCCAGCUGGUGGUUUUGGUGGUUAUGAAAAUGAUUUUAUUAAUGUUGUUGAGAAUGAAAGUCCAUAG